Molecule: messenger RNA, 3862 nt
Organism: Osmia bicornis bicornis
Lineage: Eukaryota; Metazoa; Arthropoda; Insecta; Hymenoptera; Megachilidae
Product: dynein regulatory complex subunit 6
Exons: 6
Coding region: 183-2210 (675 amino acids)
Biological process (GO): SCF-dependent proteasomal ubiquitin-dependent protein catabolic process
Cellular component (GO): SCF ubiquitin ligase complex
Molecular function (GO): protein binding
Source: RefSeq, a predicted model, not a curated record
AUUGAAAUCGUGUUAUGGCAAUAACAUCUGACAAUAAACCUUGUACUAGUAACAUGACAGAAACCGAUAACAUUCAAUUACCGAUAGAUAAAUGUUUUAAGAAAGAAAAGUUUAUUGACAAAAGUAUAUUUUAUAUGUAGGUAAUUAUACACAUACUGUCAUACCUGUCUACAUCAGAUAGGAUGUCAGCAGGACUAGUCAACCAUACAUGGCAUGAAGCAUCUCUUGCAAUGAAAUUUGUGGAUCAAGAAGUAUUGGUUUUGGGUCGACCAUGUACAGAUAAUUUGAACCAAAUAAUAGAAGUAUUGCAGUGUUCCAUGCGACCAUUUUACCACUUUGUUUUUAGAGAAGUAGAACUGAAAAGAAACAUGCCAAUCUGGGAUCAGUAUGGACCUUGUAUGAAAAGUCUUGUAUUGUUGUGUUGUGACUUAAGUGAAAAGGCACUUAUAGAAAUUUUUAAAUGUUGCACAUCUCUAAAAGUAUUACAUAUAAAUGAUUGUCGGGAAUGUCUGAUGUCUGGAAGACUCUUAGAGGAUGAAAGUGACAUAAAAGAACUUUCAGAAACAUUUAAAAAUCUUCAAGAGCUUAGCCUUGGGUAUAAUCGCUUUUUGAGCGAUGCUCUUUUUAACAGACUUGUUGCCAUCUGUCCAAAUGUAGAAUCCUUAAGUCUCAUGGGGUGUCAAAUAUCUUUCCAUUGUGGAUUGUAUAAAAAAUUUUAUCCUCAAAAUAUAACAUUGCCUGAUGCGUCGCAAUCAGUUUUAACGUUUUUAAAUGCAUUACAUUACCUCAGGCAACAAGCAUACAAGUUAAAACGAUUGAAUUUCGGGUAUACUUUAAUCGAUGGAACGGCUUUGACUACUUUAGCUGCUUUAGAAGAUUUAAAACUUGAAUCCUUAAUGCUUCAAGGUUGUUAUCAAUUAACUGUCCAAGGAAUUAAGGGAUUAACACAGCAUCAAACUUGUUUAAAAAUUCUUGACCUCAGUUAUUGCGUGCGUAUUACGGACGCUAGUUUACUCCAUAUCUGUAAGAAUUUGACAAAGUUAGAGACGCUUCGGAUAAAAAGAUGCCGUGCAGUAACUGACUGUGGUGUAAAGUACAUUCGGUUACUCAAAAAUUUAAAAGAACUUGAUAUUUCUGAAAAUGAACUACUUACUGGAGACUGUAUUACUCUUGGAAUUUGUUCUGAUCCUAAUAUAAACGAUAGUAAUGUGGAGCAAGAUAUCGACUCUGAAAAUUUCAAUUUUGGUCCUACAGAUCAACAUUCUGUUAUGAAAAAGACCAUACAAAAAAAGACAGUACAAAUACUCUCAGCAAAUGCAUUAAAUCUUCACGAAGAAUCUAUUGAAUGUAUAUCUAAAUGUUUUCCAAACUUAAGACUACUUGAACUUAAUUAUUGCUUUAGUGGUGUCACCAAUAAAACAAUACAGAUGAUAUUCAAGGAGCUUGUACAUUUACAAACAUUAAAAAUAAGCCAUUGUGAUAAGGUCAGUGAUGCUGGCUUGAUUGGUAUGGAUGCUGGUAACCAUGAGCAUUUUGAACCAAUUCAAGUUGUACAUGAACCAGAAUUUACAGAAUCCAACAGAUUAAGAAUUAGCUUACGGUCAAGGGCCGAAGAAGAAAUUGUACGCGAUGCUAAUCGAAAACGAGAAGUAAUGAAAAUCUGUGAAAACGUUGUUAAGCCAGUAGAUUUUAAUACAUUUUCCGGAUUUUCUUUGAUUCGACUUAAAUGUCUUCGAGAACUCGAUCUUUCUGGAUGCAAUAGAAUUACAGAUCUCAGUUUAAAGCAUGCAUUUGCAUUUUUGGAAUUAAAAAUUUUAAAUUUAAGCCAGUGUCAGCAAAUAACAGAUGUGGGACUAGAUUAUUUAUCUAAAAAUAACCCAGCGAUUGAAGAUUUAAAUUUAAAUCAGUGUCACAACAUAUCAGAUAUUGGAAUAUCUUACCUUGCACAAAGAUUGCACAGAUUAAAACGGCUUAUUAUACAGGGAUGUUCACAAUUGACAGAUCAUACUCUUGACGCUAUUAAGUUGUAUUGCAAAAGUCUUCAUUAUCUUGAUACACGUUAUUGUCGAGGAAUGUCAGUAGCAGGACUUGAAAGUUUAACACAUUUGUAUGUUGAUUGGAUCAAACAUAUAGAUGACAUCGUUUCUUCAGAGCAUGGGGUACCUCCACCACCUGCACCACCUUUACCGUCAUUACCGUCCUUGCCAUAGAGGCGGCUUCAAUAUUUCCUUUCGCAUUUUAAAGACAGGGUAAGGGAAAAUUGAAGUAUUAUUUUAGGUAAUUUGUACAUAUAAUAUGUUUAUAAGAUUUAAUUUAAUAGGAGACAAGACACGAUAGUGAUUUCUAUAUCUCCUUUCACAGAAUAUGGUUGUAGGAUUUUCGUAAACGUUCGUCUAUUAGACAAAUGAAUUUGUAUAAAAUAAUUUAAAAAGAGCACGAAGCAAAGUUUUAAUAUAAUGUUGUUAUUUGAUAUCAUACACAUAGAAAUUUUAAAAUAUUUUUAAAUAACUAUGUAGAAAUGUUUAUAAUUAUGUACAUAGAAAGAGGUAUAAGGAAAUUUCAAUCUGUAUUAUAUCAAAUAUCUGGCAAAAAUUGUGAUCCUUUGCUAGAGAAGAUCAAAUAGUUUAAAUAGAUGGAAAUAAAAUAUUUGUUGAAUACUGUUUAACAUAAAAAGUCAAAGGUAAUUAAACAAAUAUGUUUGUAAAAUAUAGAGCGAUAAUGUGAUUUACAGUAAGUGCAAUAAAGUGAGCCAAAAUGUUAUUUAAAAAAUAAGCCAUUUGUAGUCACAUAAACUAUUAUUAAAUAUCUUACAAAUUUUAUUCUUUUCCAUGUUGCAAUACAAUGAACAUAUAAUGAUUAUUACUGAAUUAAUAAAAAACUAGUAGUUAUAUAUAAAAUUCUAUAUGAAUUUAAAAAGAUUCAUCUCUAUAUUUUGACAUGUACAAUACAAUUACAAUUCAAAAAUGAAAAUUUAAGAAUUUUGUGAAUUAAGUUGGAAAUUUUUGUACAUAGUUUUAUUCCAUGCAUAGAGUACAAAAUCAUCCUAACAUUCAUAGCACUGAAAUUUAUACCAGAGUAUUUUUUAUCAAUAUGCUGCCAUUGUUAGAGAAAAAUCAUAAAAUAAAAUAAAUACAACUUAAUGAUCUAUUAACUGAUAAUGUAAGAUGUAUUUUUUGAGAACACGUUUAGUAAUGUCAUUCAAAAAUAAAUAUGUUUUUUCAUACAUUAUUAAUUUAUUUGUAAAAGUUUUACGUUCUUGAAUUAUUUAUUGUAAUUAUAUAUACAUAUAUAUAUAUAUAUUUGUGAUAUACAUUUUGUGUAAGGAUAGACCGUUUAAAUUAGGAUAUGUAAUAAGAUUAUAUAAACAAUGAUCUAAAUUUUAUUCAAAAACAAACAAAUUUAACAGUAUUUUUAAUGAUAGUCAAAAAUUCUAUUUGUAUCGAAUGAAGUAGUUUCCAUGAAGUCUGUACUUUUAAUGAUCUUUUAUCUUGCAUUUCAAUUUCUAUUUGUUAUACGAUAAAAGAAGAAUAUGAGUGUCAAGUUUACAAGACAAAUGUAAACGAAUAAAGUAGUGAACCGCUUUUCUCAGUAUUUGUCUUUAGAGAUACUAACGUUUUAAUUUAUCAUCAGUGCUAUUUUAUAAUUAGUAGCAAAACAUGCAAUUUACAAUUAGUAUUCGAGGAAUUAUUGUUCACUCGUAGUUCGUUCGAACCCAACUUGAAUUCUUUUUGUACAAAAUUCUUAAUGUAUCACAAAAUUUGAUACCUACAAGCAGUGUAGUAUCAACUAUACUUUUUUUUUUGUACAGGGUACAUCAUUUUGAUUCUGUUGCAAUUUGACCUCUGAUUUGGUCUUCUAUGGG